AACGUUUGUGUUUACGUGUUUUGUCCUAGCAAAAAAAAAAAAAAAAAAAAAACCGUACGUGUUUCUGCCUCCUACUUCCACUGCAACGCCACCAGAAACACCAAAGCCUUUCUCUUCUGUCUUCAUUCAUUCUCCUCCUAAUUUCUGGGUUCCCUCGGUUUCAAAAAACAAAAAACAAAAAACAAAAAACCGAACUCAUUUACUUUUCCUUCUUCUUUGGUUUUGUUUAUUGCUCCCUUUUCUGGUUUCUGGGUUUUUUCCGAAUUUAACAUAUAUAAUGUGUGGAAUUCUUGCUGUUCUUGGUUGCUCUGAUGACUCUCAGGCCAAGAGGGUCCGAGUCCUUGAGCUUUCUCGCAGAUUGAAGCAUCGUGGCCCUGAUUGGAGUGGUCUUUACCAGCAUGGAGAUUGUUUCUUGGCUCAUCAGAGGCUGGCCAUCAUUGACCCUGCUUCUGGGGAUCAACCUCUGUACAAUGAAGACAAGUCAAUUGUUGUCACGGUGAAUGGAGAGAUUUACAACCAUGAAGAGUUGAGGAAGCGUCUGCCGAAUCACAAGUUCAGAACUGGCAGUGAUUGUGAUGUCAUUGCUCAUCUGUAUGAAGAGUAUGGGGAGAAUUUUGUGGAUAUGCUGGAUGGAAUGUUUUCUUUUGUGCUACUGGAUACCCGCGACAACAGCUUCAUCGUUGCUCGCGAUGCGAUUGGGAUCACUUCCCUCUACAUCGGGUGGAGUCUUGAUGGCUCAGUUUGGAUAGCAUCAGAACUGAAAGGAUUGAAUGAUGAUUGUGAGCACUUUGAGAGCUUCCCGCCCGGUCAUCUGUACUCGAGCAAAGAAGGUGCACUCAAGAGAUGGUACAAUCCUACUUGGUUCUCAGAGGCCAUUCCAUCUGCGCCAUAUGAUCCGCUUGCUCUCAGAAGUGCCUUUGAAACUGCUGUGAUCAAAAGGCUAAUGACUGAUGUGCCCUUUGGAGUUCUUCUCUCUGGAGGCCUAGAUUCAUCUUUGGUCGCCUCUAUCACGGCUCGCCACUUGGCAGGCACGAAGGCCGCCAAGCAAUGGGGAGCACAGCUCCAUUCGUUCUGUGUUGGACUAGAGGGUUCGCCUGAUUUGAAGGCUGCAAAAGAAGUUGCAGACUAUUUGGGAACCGUUCACCACGAGUUUCAUUUUACUGUUCAGGACGGUAUUGAUGCAAUAGAGGAUGUUAUUUACCACAUUGAAACUUAUGAUGUUACGACUAUUCGAGCUAGCACCCCUAUGUUUCUUAUGUCCCGUAAGAUUAAGUCUUUGGGGGUUAAGAUGGUGAUUUCUGGUGAGGGAUCCGAUGAGAUUUUUGGUGGAUACUUGUACUUCCACAAGGCACCCAACAAGGAAGAGUUUCACCGCGAAACUUGCAGAAAGAUUAAGGCACUGCACCAGUAUGAUUGCCUCAGGGCAAACAAAUCAACAUCUGCUUGGGGAUUAGAAGCUCGUGUCCCUUUCCUGGACAAAGACUUCAUCAACGUUGCAAUGGCUAUUGAUCCUGAGUUUAAACUGAUCAAAAAGGACCAAGGAAGAAUUGAGAAAUGGGUCCUCCGGAAGGCCUUUGAUGAUGAGGAGCAUCCUUAUCUGCCAAAGCACAUUCUGUACAGGCAGAAAGAACAGUUCAGUGAUGGCGUCGGCUAUAGUUGGAUUGAUGGCCUGAAAUCCCAUGCUGCUCUCCAUGUGACUGAUAAGAUGAUGCUGAAUGCUGCACGCAUCUUCCCGCACAACACUCCCAAUACAAAAGAAGCCUACUACUACCGAAUGAUUUUCGAGAGGUUCUUCCCACAGAACUCAGCCCGGAACACAGUACCUGGAGGACCAAGUGUGGCCUGCAGCACAGCCACAGCUGUGGCAUGGGAUGCUGAAUGGUCCAAAAAUCUUGACCCAUCUGGUAGGGCUAUAUUUGAAGUGCAUCAACAAGCUUAUGACAAGCAGGCUGCACCUGUGACUAGCAGCAUUGUGCCUCCGGAGAUCAUCGACAAUGUACCUCAGAUGAAAGUGAGCACUCCCGGGGUCGCGAUUCUCAGCUAAUAAUAACAAUGCGCUGCAGGAGGAUAUCUAAUAACUUCUGCAAGACUAAGGGUAGUAAUCACAGAAUUAAGAGACUUUGCGAUGCCUUAGUGUAUAAAAAGUAAUAGGGCACUAUGUAAAGUUGAAGGAAGACCACCUGUUGGUUUUAAAGAUAUUGUGUUUAUCAUCAAACUGUUGUACUUUUCCAAUACAACAUUUUGAAGUGUGCUAUCUAUAUAAUGGAGAUGUUUUUAAGUUUAGAAUCUCUCUGUAAGUUUCUUUCUCUGUCUUCAAUGAUCCUUUUUCACUAUGAAUAAAUGAGACAAUGAGCCUAAUAUAUGGUGUC
Messenger RNA from Prunus persica (peach), 2369 nucleotides. RefSeq names its product asparagine synthetase [glutamine-hydrolyzing]. The coding region runs from base 278 to 2044 and encodes 588 amino acids. Lineage: Eukaryota; Viridiplantae; Streptophyta; Magnoliopsida; Rosales; Rosaceae. Gene Ontology annotation, cellular component: cytosol. Gene Ontology annotation, molecular function: asparagine synthase (glutamine-hydrolyzing) activity. The transcript has 13 exons. The record is from RefSeq and is a predicted model, not a curated record.